Messenger RNA from Ilyonectria robusta, 1479 nucleotides. Its product is annotated as catalase-like domain-containing protein. The transcript has 7 exons. Gene Ontology annotation, molecular function: catalase activity; heme binding. The coding region runs from base 1 to 1479 and encodes 492 amino acids. The record is from RefSeq and is a predicted model, not a curated record. Gene Ontology annotation, biological process: hydrogen peroxide catabolic process; response to hydrogen peroxide. Gene Ontology annotation, cellular component: cytoplasm; peroxisome; mitochondrion. NCBI's taxonomy places the organism in Eukaryota, Fungi, Ascomycota, Sordariomycetes, Hypocreales, Nectriaceae.
AUGUCAAAACCUACUUACACUCUGGCUGAAGGCCAGCCCAUUCGGGAUCCUUCUGUCAGUACGACAUUGCCUAUUUUUGGUGCUGGUGGGAUCACCACGCUAGGAGAUACGCUGCUCCUCGAGACGCUCGCGCAUUUCAACAGGGAACGCAUCCCAGAGAGAGUUGUACAUGCGAAGGCAGUCGGAGCUUGGGGUGAAUUCGAAGUCACCAACAAGGAUAUAGCCAACUUGACCUGUGCCAAGUUCUUGGACACUGUUGGAAAGAAAACGACAAUCCUCUUUCGUCUCAGUACCACUGGUGGUGAGAGAGGUAGUGCUGACACCGUUCGCGAUGUCAGAGGCUUUUCCGUCAAGUUCUUCACAGAAGAAGGCAACCACGACAUUGUAGGCAACCACAUUCCUGUGUUUUUCGUCCGUGACCCGAUGCGCUUCCCUUCUUUGAAUCGAAGCCAUAAGAGGCAUCCGGCCACUAAUAGGCCAGAUUGGACUAUGUUCUGGGAUUUUCAUGUGAACCAACCGGAAAGUGUACACGCCUUGAUGCACCUCUUUGGCACCCGCGGUCUGCCUGAUUCUAUCCGUCGAGUUACGGGCUUCGGGGUCCAUACCUUUAAACUGGUAGACAACAAUGGCAAUUUCCAGUAUUGCAAGUUCCAUUUUCGCCCUGAGGAGCACCCAACUCACUUUGCUUCUUCUGCGGAAGCCGAAAAGGUCGCCGGGGCUAAUGCCGACUACCACCAUGAGGACCUUUGGGAUGCCAUUGUGCGGGGCAAAUACCCAGCUUGGAAGCUGUACGUCCAGGUGAUGAGACCCGAACAGGCUGAGACCUUUGGUCGGGCUCUAUUUGAUAUUACCAAAGUGUGGUCUCAUAAGGACUUUCCCUUGAUUGAGGUCGGCAAGAUGACACUGAACAAGAACCCCAACAACUACUUUGCUGAAAUCGAGCAAGCUGCGUUUUCCCCAUCCAACAUGGUCCCCGGAAUAGCCAUGACUCCAGAUCCAAUGUUGCAAGCCCGUAUGUUUGCCUACCCUGAUGCCCAAAGGUAUCGCCUCGGAGUAAACUACUCUCAGCUGCCUCCUAAUCGACCCAUUGCGCCUGUCUAUGCCCCUUAUGAGCGUGAUGGAAUCACAGUCACUACGAACUAUGGUAGUGACCCGAACUACGUUCGCAGCACGCUAAGCCCUGGUGUGUCCACUAAAUCCAUUACUCAAAUCCGACACCUCGAGCGGGUUGCAUCUACUGCUACACUAGGCUUGAACGAGAUUCCUGUGGACGAGGAGGACUUUGUGCAACCCCGUGAACUAUGGACAAGGGUGUUUGACGAGAGGGAGAAGUCUAGCUGGAUUGAAGCUAUCUCCGGUACCCUACUAGACGUGCCCACUCCGUUAAGGGAGUCUGUGAUAGCCAUGUUCAGCAAAGUAGACCCUAUUAUUGGGCGACUGAUGCUGGUGAAGAUUAAGGAGGGGCUUUCUCAUCUGUAA